Aspergillus calidoustus is the source of this 1533-nucleotide messenger RNA. The record is from the annotation of a GenBank genome assembly. NCBI's taxonomy places the organism in Eukaryota, Fungi, Ascomycota, Eurotiomycetes, Eurotiales, Aspergillaceae.
AUGUCUCCCCGGCAUUCGAUAUCUCAUGACCCCGAAGGGGACAUUGACAAGAGCCAUGUCGACAAUGUCGAAGUCGUUCAAGAGACCGCCAACUCAAACAGGCCUAACCCUAGAAAGGAGGCACCUGCGUACGUUGCAGGCCUGACGCCGGAAGAGCGUGAACAGGCAGAGAGAGCCCUCGUCCGCAAAAUCGACAUCCGGCUGCUGCCAAUGACCAUUAUCAUGUACAUCCUCAAUUAUCUCGACCGGAACAAUAUUGCUGCGGCUCGACUUGCUGGUCUUGAAAAGGACCUGGGCUUGGUGGGAGUACAAUACCAGACCUGCGUGAGCAUUCUGUUUGUUGGAUACCUCUUGAUGCAGAUCCCCUCCAACCUGUUGUUGAACAAGUUUGGCAAACCUUCUCUUUACCUUCCCUUCGCCAUGAUACUCUGGGGUAUAAUCUCUACCUGCACCGCCGCUGCUCAAAACUAUGCUGGACUCGUGGUGAUCCGAUUCUUCCUGGGUUUUGUGGAAGCUGCAUACUUUCCCGGAUGCCUUUACUUCCUCAGUGCUUGGUAUACUAGAAAGGAACUGGGGUUCCGUACUGCGGCUCUCUACUCCGGAUCGUUGAUCUCAGGUGCCUUUUCCGGCUUGAUCGCCGCCGGUAUUACGGGAAAUAUGGAUGGAAAGCUUGGGCUUCGAGCAUGGCGCUGGCUGUUUAUCAUCGAAGGAGCUAUUACUAUCGUGAUUGCCCUUAUCGCCAUCUUCGUCCUGCCCAAUUUUCCACGAACGACUACUUGGCUUUCAGAGGAGGAGAAGCAGCUGGCUACAUGGCGACUGGAAGAGGAUAUUGGUGAGGACGACUGGGUCGACAGCGAGCAGCAAUCCUUCCUACAUGGAGCCAUGCUGGCUUUCAGCGACAUAAAGACCUGGAUUUUGAUGCUACUAAUCCUCUGCAUCGUCUCCUCGGCCUCCGUGACAAACUUCUUCCCCACCGUCGUUGAAACACUCAACUACGGCAAAAUUGAGACCCUUCUCCUCACCGCACCUCCUUAUGUUCUCGCUGUCAUAACUGCCUUCGCCAACGCCUGGCACGCUGACCGUACAGGCGAGCGUUACUUCCACAUCACAUUACCCUUGUACCUCGCCGUUGCAGCGUUCAUCAUCGCCGCAACAACCACUAGCGUUGGCCCACGCUACCUGUCCAUGAUGCUGAUGGUCCCUUCGCUAUACACUGGCUACGUCGUCGCGUUAGGCUGGAUUUCAAACACGCUUCCCCGUCCUGCUUCGAAGCGUGCUGCUGCUCUCGCUGGAAUUAACUGCGUGAGUAACGCCAGCAGUAUCUAUGCUAGUUACAUGUACCCGGAUAGCGAUAAGCCGAGAUUUGUCACUGCCAUGUCCGUCAACUGUGCCACCGCAUUUGUGGCUAUCCUCUCUGCUACCGCGCUGCGAAUUAUUCUCGUCCGAUUGAACAAGAAGCUUGAUCGUGGUGAGGGUAUCAGUGGCGGUGUACCAGGCCAGGCCUCUGCUAGAGGAUUCCGCUUCUUGGUCUGA